Hippocampus zosterae (dwarf seahorse) is the source of this 3158-nucleotide messenger RNA. RefSeq names its product WASP like actin nucleation promoting factor b (gene waslb). Bases 614 to 2017 code for a protein of 467 amino acids. NCBI's taxonomy places the organism in Eukaryota, Metazoa, Chordata, Actinopteri, Syngnathiformes, Syngnathidae. Gene Ontology annotation, biological process: regulation of Rho protein signal transduction; actin filament organization. The transcript has 7 exons. The record is from RefSeq and is a predicted model, not a curated record. Gene Ontology annotation, molecular function: actin binding; small GTPase binding.
GUCCUUGCAGUUAUUUUUGUCCCUCGCCGCCGUAAUUAUCAUCUUACCCAUCCCUUGACGCUCUCCUGACCUUUUGUCGCAGUUUUCAUAAGCGGGAGGGGGGGGGGGUUAAUCCGAGAUUAGACCCGCAGUUAUGUAAAAACCGGGCGCUAAAUCCUCGAAUAAUAUGACGAGAUUAGAGCCGCAGAGCGUGUGCGGUUUGACGGGACAGGGAGGGGGAAAACUUUUAAAGUGGGCGGAGCAAGGGCAGCGCACCAGCCAAUCAGAGCGUGGUGAUUUGAGCGGUGUGUCCUGCUGCGAUGGAAAAUUGGUUGGAAAAGGCACGCAGAUGUGCGCAAGGAGUAGAGCUGGCCUGAUGCGGGGUUCGUGCGUCCCAGUCCACUCUCGCAGAUGUCCGAUGAGGGUAUUAAGGUCGAAAUCCAAGUUGGGUUCCUACGCCGGCGCGCUUUGGCUCUUUUGAAAAUCUUUUUUUAGAACCUGCUUGACCUCAAGAACAGCGGGAGUUUCUUUUCUCCGGAGGCGGUCCUCACCUGGAUACGAUGCGUCCGCCAGAAGUUAUUCUUCAUUUCUUUCUUGAGUAAACGCCGUUUCCUUCAGGAUCCCCUUCGCGGCCAUGAUGUUCUGCACCACCUUCCUGUCGGCUCCCUCGGACGAGCGCGUUUGUGAAAGAGGCGGCGGGGGCGGCGGCGGCGGGGGGUUUGGCCCGGCGGGUUGCUUGUCCACCUUGCACUGCUUGGUCCUCCCCCAGGACGAACUGUACCCGAAUUUCGCAGAGCCCUCCGCCGCACAAGUGCGAGCUCGCGGCUUUAUCGGCGACGCGCUGCCGGACGUUAGGGCGGGCGCGUGCCGCGACGGGGACGGCGGGGGGAUGUGGGACAGGGUGAGGAGGAGACGCAGUCGCUCCGUUUCGCCUUUACCAAGCAAAACGCCCAAAAGCCCUUGUAGUGACAAAGGCCCGGCGCUGCCCAUGGCCACCGUGGACAUCAAAAACCCCGAGAUCAGCACGGGACACCGUUUUCACAGCAACUCUCAGAUGAACAACAUCAUGCACUCCACGUUCAGGAAGGAGAAGAAGAACAAAGGCAAGAAGAAGCGGCUGACCAAGGCCGACAUCGGCACGCCGAGCAACUUCCAGCACAUCGGGCACGUCGGAUGGGAUCCAAACACAGGCUUUGACUUGAACAACUUGGACCCCGAGCUGAAGAACCUCUUUGACAUGUGCGGCAUCUCCGAGGCGCAGCUGAAAGACAAAGAGACCUCCAAGGUCAUCUAUGACUUCAUCGAGAAGAAGGGAGGCGUGGAAGCGGUCAAAAAUGAGCUGCGGCGACAAGCUCCCCCGCCCCCUCCAUCCAGAGGGGGCCCUCCACCCCCUCCCCCUCACCACGGCUCAGCCCCGCCGCCCCCACCCCCCGCCCGCGGCCGAGGCGCCCCGCCGCCCCCUCCGCCCUCCCGAGCCCCCGUCUCCGCACCUCCGCCCCCACCUCCGUCCCGGCCGGGCUUGACCGCUCCGCCGCCGCCUCCCCCGAGCCGAGGCUACCUGCCCCCGCCCCCGCCGCCGGCCCACGCCUCGGCGCCCGGGCCGCCGCCUCCGCCGCCGCCCCCUACUUCCUCCAUUCCUUCUUAUGGAGGACCUCCGCCUCCUCCGCCCCCUCCCCCACCGGCAUCCUUUGAGGCCAACGGAACAGUGGACAGCGGUUUGCCGGUCGGCGGCAAGUCGGCCUUGCUGUCUCAGAUCCGCGAAGGCACCCAGCUGAAGAAGGUGGAACAAAAGGAGCGGCCGCCGGCGUCCAACACCGGGCGAAAUGCGCUCCUGAACCAAAUCCGAGAAGGGAUCCAACUCAAACCGCGGGACGAAACAAACGACUCGCCGCCGUCCUCCCUGGCCCCCUCGGCCGGCAUCGUGGGGGCGCUGAUGGAGGUCAUGCAGAAGAGGAGCAAGGCCAUUCAUUCUUCAGAUGAGGACGACGACGACGAAGAUGAUGAGGACUUUGAAGAUGAGGAUGAAUGGGAUGACUAGUGUGUUUGGCUCCGCCCCCCCAUCCCCACCUCCCGUAUUCCUUUCCGUACCUUUGUAUGAUUAUGACGCAAAAAAUGUUCCUUCCUUACUUUAAAAAAAAAUAAUUUCAAAUCACCAAAAAAAAAAGAUUUUUUUUCUAUUUGCUGUUUUUUUUUUUUUUUUUUGCCUUUCUGCUUUUUUUUAUUAAUCUGUGCAAUACCUCAUUUAAUGUGUCGGACAUUCUCAUAUCUGUUGUUGAUGUUUCUCUGACGUCUCGUGUAGCUUUUUAACCGUCUUCUGCUAUUUUUUUUUUUUUUUUUCGACGCUCGUCAGGCCAUCUGUCACUUUGUCGCCACACAUUCCCUUGCGUCCUGUCACUCUCGCGCUCGUCCUCGUCUUCCCAAAAUAACGUGCAAUUUAGACAUCAAGCUGUCGCCGAUCUUCCGGACAUAAUUCUCAGAGGCAUGAGUUGCCGCAAAUCCUCCCGUUGAGAGAAAAAGAAUUAUUUUCGUACCUUAAUUGUGGUUUAUUUUUGCUUACUCUAAUGAUCGUAGUUUAGCAACCAUAUUUUCUAAAAAACAAAAACAAACAAACAAAAAAAAAAUUUGGACUCUUUUCGCUUAAGCUGCUGUUUUCUGUGAAUGUGCUCCAGAUGUGAGUCUUGAUGUAUUUUUUAUUUUCUUUUUUGCACAGAAAGAGAAGACUCGCAUGCAUGACAACAAGGACAUGUUCAGGUCUGUGUAGUCCGUAUCAUAAAGCGCAACGCACGCACUUUGCGAGAUGAGGAAAAAUGAGAUUGCAGCGGUUUAUCGACGGUUAUCGUCCUGUGUACAUUUGCUUUUCGACGCAGUAUCGAUAACGGAUGCAGACUCCCGUUUAAUAAACUGACACUUACAUUUUAUUAUAAUAAGUGAUAUUUUGUGACACAGUCAUGCCGUGAUUAUCUCAACUCAUUGGACAUAUAUAUUUUUUUCUAUUCUGUUAACACAAUGACACUACAUUCAAGUUGGUUUGUCUGUCACGACUACGGAAUCUUGUUUUUUUUUUCCCCCAUCUUUUUCUACUUUACGCUAUACAAUAUAAAGCAGAGUUUUGACGUUAUUUGUUGGAAUUGGGUCAAUGAUUGUGUAAAAUUUGAGGAAUAAAGACAUUUUUAGUUUUA